AUGGAGUAAUAAUAAAAAGCUUAAGCAGAACCAAAUAUCGAAUAAGACAUUAAUACUGUAUUUGAUAAUUUAGAACGCAUAAGAACUAAUAUUAAUUGUGAAAUACCAUAAAUUCCUAAGGAGAGCAUAGUACUUAUCUUUCUUGGAGAAUUUGAAUAAAAAUUUCAAGUUUUCUUUUAACACUUUUAGAUUAAACAAACCAUAAAAGAUGAGAAAUAUUUUAAGAUAAUUAGAAUAGAAAAAUAAGGAAAAAUUAGUUUUUUAUUAAAUUUCCCUUUGAUCUUAUAAUACGAUGACUAAAAUAAUGAAUAAGCAUUGAAUUUAUGCAUUUCAAAAAUAUAUGCAGAGUAAGCAUUUCAGAAAAUGGAAAAUUGCAAAAUUUAGUUAAUUGUAGAUGUAAAUUAACUAAAUGGAGAUGAUGAUAAGGCAAAAUUCAAUAGCAUUAUAAAUGAUUAAGUUUUUUACUUUGGAAAAUAUUAUUUUAAGGAAAAUACAUUUUUAUUUCUUAGGCCAUAGAAUGAAGACAAGUGGAACCUAUAGACAAUUAAAAAAUUUCAUUUAAAUAAAUAAAAAAAUGAAAAGGAAUAUCAGGUUAACUCUGAUUUUAAAGAAUUAAAAGAUAAUGAAGUUUUAAAGUCAAUCUUCUAAGCUACAUCAAAUUAUUCUCAACUAAAAGUUAAUUCAGAUAAUUGUUUGAAUUAUGGAAAAAUGAACGAUUAUUUAAAAGAUUUCUAAGAAAUUUUAACUCCAUAAUUUGAUAAUCUAUUAAAACAAUUUUAAAAGCAACUUCUUAUUAUAUAAUAAAUGCCAAUUAUUCAAUCUCAAGAUGAUACUAUUAAAAAAGUUGGAAAUUAUUUCAAAGCAUUAUAAGUAGAUAUUAUUAAUGAAGAGAAUCCACUUACAAAUAGUUUUGCUGAUAUUAGUAAAGUUUUUACAUUUAUAAAUAAAGUUAAUAAAGAAAAAAUAGCAAUAGAAUUAAAUUAAAGAAUUUAACAAAAAAUAAAUAGCAAAUAAAUGCAAUAAUUUUUAGAAGAUAAUAAAAUUGAAAAAAUAAGUAUAUAACCUUUUUUUAAUGAUAAUGUCUAAAAUAAAUUAAAUAAAAUCAUCGAUUUUUAUAAAAUAUAUCAGAUCUUAUUGCUAUAAACAACUCCAAUUGUAGAAGUUUAAAAUUUGAUAAUUAAUCUUUAAUUUUGGUGCUUAUAUUGUGAAGAAGCCAUAGAAAAUAUUCUAUAUGAAUUAAAUUAAAUUGUAAAGAAAAUAUAAGAAGGACCAUAAAAUGAAAUUGAAAAUGGUGUCUAUUUUAUAGGUGUAACAAAAAUCAGGGAAAUCUACUAUUAUUAAUACUAUUCUUAAUCCUGAUAAACUUGAAAUGACUAAAAUUUUAGGUUAAAAAUGUUACGAAAUUAAAUAAGGAUUUCAGACAAAAUUUAAAAUUGGUUAAGGAUAGGUUAGUAAGACUUAAUAAAUUAGUGGAAUUUAUAUUGGAAAAAAGGAGGAACUUGAUAAUAUAUUUUAUAAUUAAGAAAAUAAUCAACAGAUUAAUAAUUAAAAAGAAUAAGACGUUUUUAGUUAUGAAGAAAUAUUAAAUAAAGAAUAAAUUAAUUAAUUAAAAAUUCCUGAAAAAUGGUUUAUUUUUGAUUGCCCAGGGUUUGAUGAUAAUUCUAAUGAAUAGAUGAGAAUUGCUCAUAGAAUAAGUUUAUUUAAUUAUUUCAAAAAAACUAAAAAUAUUGUUGUUUUUUUUAUAAUUGAUAUUUCAGUAUAGCAAGUUGAAAAUAUUAAAAAUACCUUUGAUCCAAUAGGUUGCCUUUUAAAUAAUAAAAAUGAUUUAUAACAAAAUUUUCAGAGUUGGACUAAUCUCAUUUUAACUAAAGUCAAAAAGGAUUAAAGAAAAGAGUAUAUAAAAGGUUGGAAAUUAGCUUAUAAUGAGUAAUUAGAAUAAAAUUAUAGUUUCUAUAAAUAAUUAUUUGCUGACGAUCAAAGAUGUAUAGAAUUCUUGAGACCCUAAAUGAAUAUGGAUUUUAAUGAAUUAAGAAACUCAAUUAUUGAAAAAGCAAAGAGUUAACUUUAAUAAGAAAAAAAAUAUAACCCAUCUUUUGAGUUUACACUUGAUGAAAAAGUUUGGAGGUUAUAUGAUAAAUGUAUGCCUAAAAUUUAGAUGAAAUUAGAAUAAUUACUUCAAUUAUUUUUUUAAGAUUUAGAAUCAUACAUUGUGUAAAGUGAUGAAACGAUAAAGGAGAAAAAGGAAUAAUUAUAAAAAUUUUUAGAUUGUUUACAUAAUUAAUAAACGAAUAUAAUAAUUAGUGAAAUUAAUGUUAAUAAUUGUAUAUCUCUACUUUCAAAAUUAUCAUAAUGGAUUAAAGGUAAUAAAUAUACAUAAAAAAUUUGUUUUUUUCUUGAAGCAUAUAUUUAAGAUAUAUAGGCUAUUUUAAAAAUAUCAGAAUAUUGCAAUAAUAAAAAUAUAGUACCAUUUAAAAUUAAAAUAGAUAUAUAAGUUACAAAGAUUAAGAAUAUUCUUAAAAUAAUUGAAGAGAUAGAAAAAUAAUAUCAAAAUUGUUAAUCAAAAUUUUAUUGUGUCAUUAUAAUGAUAUUUAUACCUCUAGUAGGGUUUGGUUCUAUAAAAUGCACAAAAUCUAUUGCAUAACAUGUUAGGGAUAAAAAUUAACCGAUAGCAAAAGUGAUUAAAUAUUUACUUAAGUAAUAAUUUGCUUAAAUUAUUACUGUUGCAGCGAUAAAAUAAUACUUUAUUUAUAAACUACCUAAAUUAGCUUAAAAUUUAUUUCCAGAAGAAGAGUAAAAUCUUUAAUUGAAAGAAAAAUCUAAGUAAUUUUUAUAAAACGAAUAAUAAGAUUAAUGA
Molecule: messenger RNA, 2854 nt
Organism: Paramecium pentaurelia
Lineage: Eukaryota; Ciliophora; Oligohymenophorea; Peniculida; Parameciidae
Source: the annotation of a GenBank genome assembly